ACUAUUUCGAGUGGAUCUAUAACACGCUCUUGAGCUUUUACCAUAAAUCUCGGUGGUGAUAAAUUUAUAAUCAUUCUAGAAUCAUUAUCGAGUCUUUCACUCGUGACUCUUUCAAUUUCCAUGUCUCUCACAAACGCAACCCCAGCAGAAGCUGCAAGCGGGGCAAAGACUGCGUCUCACAUUCUGGCUACACUUCCAACGUCCUCGAGAAAUGUAGCUUUGACUGCUAUUCACGAUGCACUCCUACAGAAUAAAGAAAAUAUACUAGCCGCUAAUGCCCGGGAUCUCGAAUUGGCUAAAAGGGAAGCCGAGAGUGGUCGCUUGAGCUUAAGUAUAGUGUCGAGAUUGGAUUUGGGGAAGAAAGGAAAAUAUGAAGAUAUGUUGAAGGGAAUUUUGGAUGUCAGAGAUCUUGACGACCCUGGUAUUUUGCUUUGUUCCCUAUGAAAAUAAACUUCUGCUGAUCGCUCAACACAGUUGGAAAAGUCACACUACGAACACGACUUGACGAUGGUCUGGACCUUGAGAGAGUGUCAUGUCCGAUUGGAGUACUUCUGAUCAUUUUUGAAGCACGUCCUGAAGUGAUUGCCAACAUCGCGUCGUUAGCAAUAAAGUCCGGGAAUGCUGCUAUCUUAAAAGGUAGGACAAAAUAUUAUUUUAAUUAUUCACAUGAGAGCUAAUACUUUGCAGGUGGCAAAGAAUCUACCGAAUCUUUCAUUGCUAUCUCCACGGUGAUAUCAGUGGCCUUGCAGUCAACUGAAGUUCCAGCAGCUGCUAUACAAUUAGUCACAACCAGGGACGUAAUCCCUCAAUUAUUGGCAUUGGACCAAUAUAUUGAUCUUGUAAUCCCAAGAGGUUCAAAUGAAUUGGUCAGAUACAUCAAGGAAAAUACUAAAAUUCCAGUCAUGGGUCACGCAGAUGGCCUCUGCUCGAUAUAUCUUGAGAAUACUGCUGACCCGGCAAUGGCAAUAAGAGUCAUCGUUGACUCGAAAACUUCAUAUCCAGCAGCAUGCAACAGCGUGGAGACUUUGUUAGUCGAGCAAGCUGCUCUAGAGACAGUUCUACCACAAGCUGCGGAAGCACUUCUAGAGAAGGGUGUCUCGUUAAGAUGUGAUGUUUCUAGCAAAGCAGCUCUCUCGUCAAAACUUCCUUCUCACCAAGCAGUUUUCCUUCAGGAUGCAGUGGACAGUGAUUUUGAUACGGAACACCUAUCACUUACUCUUGCCAUCAAAACCGUUUCUAAUCUCAACGAGGCCAUCUCACAUAUCAAUAUCCAUGGUUCCCACCACACUGAUGUAAUUCUCACCUCAUCCUCUGAACUUGCUGAGCGAUUUAUGGCUAGUGUGGACUCGGCAGGUGUUUUCUGGAACACUUCCAGUCGUAUGGCUGAUGGAAUGCGGUUCGGAUUCGGUACUGAAGUAGGAAUAUCAACAAACAAGAUCCAUGCACGAGGACCAGUUGGUUUGGAAGGUCUCAUGAUCUAUAAAUACAAAAUUCGCGGUAAUGGCCAGAUGUCUGUUGAAUAUGGAGAGGGAGAGGGGCAAAAAAGAUUUAAGCAUGAAAAUCUCUCGAUAUAAAUUACUUGUCGCGUUAGCAAAAGCACCCAUUCGAUGACAAGCGUACCGGCCACAUGUAGGUAUGAUCCGCCAAACGUGUGAUAGCGUGCGUCUUUCUUUUCGCCCCUUCAAACCUCCAAGAAAUUGGUCCAAACAUCAUUUCUCCACUUAUUCUGUCACGGUAUCGACUCCAUUUCUUGGCAUGCCUGUCGGUACUUCCUCCCCAAACUUACCGUCCCUUGGCUUUCUUUCUAAUAAAUCAUUACCAUCCAUAGGAUCUCCUCCUAAGCUUAUGCAAGCUUAGUUUAAAGCUUUUCAAGUGGUUUACCACGUUUCCUGAUGGAUAUUUUCUCGCUUCCCAAAUGCAUGCUCGAUAGGUUAACUUAAAACCAACGACCCCUGAAGCCCCUUGACACAAACCAGGUAACAAACUCAUGUAGCCAAUGACAUUCAACCUUGGAAUGAUAUUUUGACAUUUUUAAUACCUUUUACUU
Messenger RNA from Sclerotinia trifoliorum, 2047 nucleotides. The record is from the annotation of a GenBank genome assembly. NCBI's taxonomy places the organism in Eukaryota, Fungi, Ascomycota, Leotiomycetes, Helotiales, Sclerotiniaceae.